AAUCCCUGUAACGUGCUAAAAUUAGCUAAUUUAUUGCCCAGACUACAACAAUCACAACCAACAAGAAAACCAACAGAAACCGUAACAGAAACAACAAAUCCUUGGCAGUCAUAACAUUUGCCGUGCUGCUGUUCCAUGCCCCAAAGCUCCACUGCAGUAGUCUGAGUAGCCAGACUGGACGUCACAGACAGCGGCAGAUAGAAACCAAAUACAAUUGACAUUUAUUGGCCAAUAUAUAUUUAUAAGGCCCGAACGGAAGUGGCCGAAACCCCGAAAGGAGACUGGAGACUGGACUGGCCAUAAAAGAGAAGCAAAAAUACGAGAAAAUAUCUAUUUCAAUGCUGUCGAAGCUGCAUAAAAACUGUCCAACGACAGGCCAAGGGGCAGCUCCUCCUUCACGCCACAUGCAAAUGUCCGCAAGGAGAGCAGCGAGUGGGAAGCCAACCCAUAGACAACAAACUGGGCGUGGCUGCAUCUGCUGGCUGGCCGUGAUCGGACUUCUCCUGCUGGUGCCUGAUUUUAUUGCGGCACUCAAGGAUGUCUCGGUAAUGAUACCACAGGCGGUGAAACGUGGCAGUAAUGCCUUGUUCACGUGUAAUUACGAUAUGGAAAAUGAUACUCUAUAUUCGGUGAAAUGGUAUAAGGGCAAGCGUGAGUUUUAUCGCUACACACCCAAGGAGAAUCCUGCCAUGAAGGUCUUCGCCAUGACAAGUGGUCUCAAUGUUGAGCGCAACCUCUCGAAUCAAAGUCAUGUCGUACUGCAGUCGGUGCCGUUGAAUAUUUCGGGCAAAUUUACAUGCGAAAUAUCUGUGGAGGCGCCCACAUUCCAGACCGCCAUGGUGUCCGGCGAAAUGGAGGUGGUUGAGCUGCCGGAAGAGCACACCGUGGUCACCGGGAUACAGGCGCGCUAUCGCAUUGGCGAUUUGGUCGAUGGCAAUUGCUCAAUUAAAUACUCGAAACCGGCUGCUAAUUUGACAUGGACUAUUAAUGGUAUUGUGGUGCCACCGCAUCACAUCAAGACGUAUCAGAUUGAGAAGCAGGAGAAUACCACACUGGAAUCGGUUACAAGUGCCAUACAUUUCAUGGUCACCACUCAGCAUUUUCUCAAGGGUCAGAUGAGGCUCAAGUGCACGGCCAAUAUCUUUGACAUCUUCAAGGAGGAAAUGGAGAGUGUCAUUGAGGAGGACAGACCCAGGAUAAUGGCCUCUGGCAGAUCUUACGACAUCAACAACUAUCCCCUCGAUGAGCAUACGAAUGGCGAGAGGGGCUUCGAGGAUCACAAUGAAUCAUAUUUGACCUACUAUUCGGCGGAUAAUAGUGCAUCGGGCGCAUCGACAGCUGCACAUGAAAUCUUUUGGCACGUCUGGCCAUCGAAGCUCGGGGCAGCACUUCGGAUCAGACUUCACAUCAACAGGCAGUUGGUGGGGGCGUGGCCAUGGGAAGCACUCGGUGCCUGGAUUACGCAAGCAGCGAGACCGGGAACAGCUCUUUUGUGUCUGCUGGGAGUGCUGGCCCAUCAAAUUAUCAACUGUCAAUACACAAAGAAAUCGACAGCACCAGCAACAGCGACAGGAACAGCGAUGGGGCAACGGCAGCAACAGUCGCCCGGAGUCGAAACGGAGGAUGUGACAAUGUCAAAGGCGGCAGCAUCCGAAGCUGGAGCGAGCGUCAAAUGCUUUUAUAAUUGUCAAAUGGCAAUGGCAACACACAAGCCCCAUCCCCGUAUGAAAAUCCAGGAGAAGAUGAACGAUGGUGGGGAUAGGACUGUGACUGCGGAGUCAGACGAUGAUGACGCGAAUGUUGCAAGUGUGGCAAAUGUUGCCGAUGAUUUAACUGCAGCUGCAAAGGGAAUGGCAAAAGGAAGGGUAACGGGAACGGGAGCUGCAACAGUGCCAUCUGGAGUUGCCGUUAAGCGACUGUCAGCGACACUUGUGGGCGUGGCAGGGCCCUGGCUGGAUCAACGAUUAUUGAUGACUCGCCGACGAAAGAUGUGGAGGACGCCCGUUCCGGGUUACUCCGACUGGCUCUCGUGCUGAUGCCGAAUUGAUGAUGAAAUCCAUUUCCAAAAGUAGCUUAAGGUGUUUGCCCACUUUUGCUGCAGUGAAGCCUCUCUCCCCCAGUCCCCCCGUCUCCCAGUCCCUGCCCUACCAACAUUUUCCAGUCCGGCAAAGUGAAAAGUUGGAGGAAAUAAUUAAUAUAUAUGAAUAUUAAUUGAAAUCGCCAGCUGGAUGGCCGGGACGCUGCUGUAGUUCAUAAGUGUUAUGCAUAAGGUGAGCGGACGAAGAAGGAGCGAGAAUAAUUAAGUAUAGCCAGAAAGGGGAGACCUUUAAGGAAUCAUUGAAUAAUAACAGGAAAUAUAGUCUUAUUUGUAUUAUUGUAAUCUGGCAAGGUGUAUGAAAUAUGCAAACAUGUAACUAGAGGAUAAAAUCGGUAAAAUACUCGUUAAUAUAGUAUAUAAAUUCCAUGGCACAUCCCAAUAGUUUGAAAAAAAAUACUCGUAUGAAUUAGUGUUUAAUUAGUUCUGAAAUGUAAUUCAGUCAUUGCUAGUGCACUUUGAGAGCUUCUGCCAGCUAAAACACCCUCACAUGUUGCGUAAAAUGCUUUCGAGAAAGAUAAUUUGAGAUUCGAUGCAUGGGCUGUGGCCGAACUUGAGCAGAAUUUAACUGCAUUCUUAUCAGCAAAUAAAACUUGCAGCACAGCUUCAAAAGCUUCAAGCAGAGCGAGAGAGAGAGAGAGCGAUGCAGAGCAAGAAUCGUCAAAACAACAGCAAACGAAGAUCGAAGAAGAACCAACUACAUUUACCGUUCUUUAUGAGUUUGAGGGGUUGAUUGCAAGUCGAACAUUAUGCAUUACAAAACAACAGCACUACAGUCGAACUUCGCUAACUUGAACUGGUCAACUUAAUACAUAUGUUUAGAACGCAUUAUUUCGUCUUAUGGAAUACCAAUUUAGAUUUACACGAUCUGAAACCCAUACCAAACCUAGACCAUAGACAUUAUUGUUAUUCACUUGCACAUUCAUCUACAUGUUAACUCAUGUUAGAUCCAGUUAGCGACGUUGGACUGUAAAACGAUGAAAAGCAAAGCGAUGAAGAGCAAAAACGAAAGCCACGCGCUGUACAGCAAGCUGACCUUUGGACUCUGCCUCGUUCUUGGCUUUUUAAAACAGAAUUGCAGUGCCACUUAGACGAUGCGGUUGAAGCCUGUGUGACACUAAAAAAUCCAGUUGUUGAAGGGCUUAAUUAAUAAGAAACGCCUUGUGGGAGUGCAAUGUACUGAGAAGGAGAUCAAAGUAUUGUUAAAUUGCAUUUUAUAAAUCCAAUUUGAUCGAUUUUAUAUUAUUUUAUUGUUUAUGGAUCACUGCUGAUACAGCUCUUUUCCAUAGAAGAAAUUAAAUUAGCGCUCAGACGGUCCUUCUAUUGUAGGUGUCACACAGGCUCACAAAAUAACGUUUUCCCAGCAGCAAGCAAGGCAACUAAAAUGAGUUGAUUUGUUUUGUAUUCUUCAUGUAAAUAGAUGUUUAAGAAACUUCAGGCAUUAAAAUUGUUAACUUAAAUAUGAUACCUAUGAUAUAAUAGCAGCACUGUAUAGAAAGGAACUUUUUACGGGUUUGGAAAAAAUGCGAAAUUAAUUAUGAAAACAAAUUGAUUUGUAGAACACAAAAAAUAGAACACAAGAAAACUAAAAUAAAAUUGAGUUUCAUCUUAUCAUUUCGCAAUAUAUAAAAUCAAUGAAAUAUGAAGAUUAUUUGAAAUUUUUGGCCAACAAAAAUCCAGCGGUAAAUAGUUCCUUUGCCUUGAAAAUAAAUCAAUGUUUAUAUAAAUGGUAAAC
Molecule: messenger RNA, 3830 nt
Organism: Drosophila guanche
Lineage: Eukaryota; Metazoa; Arthropoda; Insecta; Diptera; Drosophilidae
Gene: beat-Ic
Exons: 8
Coding region: 339-2036 (565 amino acids)
Source: RefSeq, a predicted model, not a curated record